CACAUGCAGCGCGGAGGAGAGGCGAGGGAGCGCGCGAGAGGGAGGGGGCAGAGCAGGAGAGGCGGAGGGGGAAGGAAGGAAGAAGCCGGUUAACGACGUCACAGGCGCCGUCGCGAGGAGCCCUUGCGCCGCGGUCCGGGGAAGGGGAGCCGGAGCGCGGGAGGCGGCGGCCAGGCCUGAGCCGCAGGAGGGGCGGUGGAGGAGGAGGAGGAGGAGGAGGGAGAAGAUGGCGGACGAUCCCAGCGCUGCCGACAGGAACGUGGAGAUCUGGAAGAUCAAGAAGCUCAUCAAGAGCCUCGAGGCGGCGCGCGGCAAUGGCACCAGCAUGAUAUCACUGAUCAUUCCCCCCAAAGACCAGAUUUCACGAGUGGCAAAAAUGUUAGCCGAUGAGUUUGGUACAGCAUCCAAUAUUAAGUCUCGAGUGAAUCGCCUUUCGGUCCUUGGGGCCAUUACAUCUGUACAGCAACGACUAAAACUUUAUAACAAAGUACCUCCGAAUGGUCUGGUUGUUUACUGUGGAACAAUUGUGACGGAAGAAGGAAAAGAGAAGAAAGUGAACAUUGACUUUGAACCUUUCAAACCAAUAAAUACAUCCUUGUAUUUGUGCGAUAAUAAAUUCCAUACAGAGGCCCUCACAGCACUACUGUCAGAUGACAGCAAGUUUGGCUUUAUUGUAAUAGAUGGUAGCGGUGCACUCUUUGGCACUCUUCAAGGAAACACCCGAGAAGUGCUGCAUAAAUUCACAGUGGAUCUUCCAAAGAAGCACGGAAGAGGAGGUCAGUCUGCCUUGCGUUUUGCUCGCUUGAGGAUGGAGAAACGGCACAACUAUGUAAGGAAAGUAGCGGAGACGGCUGUGCAGCUGUUCAUUUCUGGCGACAAAGUGAAUGUGGCUGGCCUCGUGUUAGCUGGAUCGGCUGACUUUAAAACUGAGCUGAGCCAGUCAGACAUGUUUGAUCAGCGAUUGCAGUCCAAAGUACUAAAGCUAGUUGACAUCUCAUAUGGUGGCGAAAAUGGGUUCAAUCAAGCCAUUGAAUUGUCCACUGAGGUUCUGUCUAAUGUGAAAUUCAUUCAAGAAAAGAAACUAAUAGGCCGGUAUUUUGAUGAAAUCAGCCAGGACACGGGGAAGUACUGUUUUGGUGUUGAAGAUACUCUAAAAGCCUUAGAAAUGGGAGCAGUAGAGAUCCUGAUAGUUUAUGAGAAUCUGGAUAUAAUGAGAUACGUUCUCCAUUGCCAAGGCACAGAAGAGGAGAAGAUACUCUAUUUGACACCGGAACAAGAAAAAGAUAAAUCCCACUUCACAGAUAAAGAGACCGGACAAGAACACGAACUGAUAGAAAGCAUGCCCCUCCUCGAGUGGUUCGCAAACAACUACAAGAAAUUUGGAGCCACAUUGGAAAUCGUGACAGACAAGUCACAGGAAGGAUCCCAGUUUGUGAAAGGAUUUGGUGGAAUUGGAGGUAUCUUGCGGUACCGAGUGGACUUCCAGGGCAUGGAAUACCAAGGAGGAGACGACGAAUUUUUUGACCUCGAUGACUACUAGGUAGUCGACCUGGGUCUGGCAAAAAGGUGCCUCACCCCUCCAGCAUCCAACCCAAGGAGCAAACUCGCGAUGGAAAACAAAACAGAUCCCUGCCUUAGAAUUGGAGUAUUUCCAGGACUCUAUCCAGAAACACCGGGUUGAAAACAAAAAACCGAAACCCCUACUGAUUUGUCAUAGUGUCAGUACAGCAGCAAAUCUACUACAUUUCUAUAAUGCCAUUUUGGACUAAUUUAAAACAAAGAAAUCCCAAUUUUUACUUUUACUUGAUGGUGAAAUUGGUUGCUCUCGUAUUUUAUGAAAAUGAUUUUUUUAACCUUCAUGCUACAUUAACUGCUGUAAACCUUCAUUUUUUGGGGGGGGGGAGAUUAAUAGAAAGAUUAUACUGGUUUGUUUCUUAUUUUGAUUGGAGACAAUUUAUGGCUGCAUUUUGCAGUGACACGACCCAUUUCCAUGGCGUUCUUGGCUUAGACUGCAGCAGAAGAAUCCGGGGGUGGGGGUGGGGAGAAAGAGAUUGUUCCCAUUGUUCUCGCUCUGUGAUGGUGGAGGGUCUGAGGAACUGAAUACCGUGGCAUGCCAGCUUGACAGGUGUGACGUGCACAUUCAGAUGGCCUGGGAAGUCCACCGAUGUGGGGUUUUUUUUUUAAAAUUCUUACAAUCGCGACACCACUGCUUGUUAUAAAUCCAGAAAGUACGUUUUCAUUCACAGCGAUUGAAAUGCCAGGGUCUCAGCAGGCUUUUGAUUGGGGAUGUGAGUUGUGCGGCCUUUACUCUUCCCUCUUGUCAGUCAAUAAACAGUUUCCACAAGCAAGCCUAACGCUUCUUAUGCUUGGUUCUAUUCUUGUUAUUAGGGUUUGGGUGGUGUCUUUUUUUCCCCUUUAAAUACUUUUUUUUUCCCUUUUGCUUCGGGGACUGCAUGUCUUGAUGGAUCGACAAGUUUUUAAAAAAUCACCCUGCUUUCAGUGCAAGCAGCUAGCAAAUCGUGACUGACUUAAUCCUUGGCACAGGUGGCUUUGAAGCAUCUGUUUUUAAAAAUUGGGUUUUGGGUUUUUUUAGAAGCUUGGCGCCAAAGGUUCGCUUUCAACACUGUGGAAUAGCAGACGAAAGGCAGGCAGCUCACCUUCCUUAUUAUUCCCACCCGGAACUGGCUAGUUUUCUGAAGGAUACUCUGAUGUUUUAGUGCCUAGCUCUGUUCACCUUUGACUCCAGUCUCUCUCUUUCUCUCUCUCUCUCUCUCUCUCUCUC
This is a messenger RNA of Gekko japonicus, 2782 nucleotides long. It is a transcript of the gene ETF1, whose product is annotated as eukaryotic translation termination factor 1. NCBI's taxonomy places the organism in Eukaryota, Metazoa, Chordata, Lepidosauria, Squamata, Gekkonidae. Gene Ontology annotation, cellular component: translation release factor complex; cytosol. The transcript is spliced from 11 exons. Bases 227 to 1540 code for a protein of 437 amino acids. Gene Ontology annotation, molecular function: sequence-specific mRNA binding; translation release factor activity, codon specific. The record is from RefSeq and is a predicted model, not a curated record. Gene Ontology annotation, biological process: cytoplasmic translational termination.